AUGCAACAAAACAAGGUCACAACCCACCAAAAAUUCAACAACACCUCAUUAUUGAUCACACAACUACUACUGCUUGUACUGCUACUGAUCAGUAACAAUCAAGUAGUAGUGGUAGUGGAUGCUCUCUCGCUCGUAUCUGGCAAGAUACAAACAAAUUCUCCAAACUGCUACAGAUAUACUAGUUCUGACACGAUAUUUGGAUUGGAUGAUACGUUUGUGGGGUCUGGUGUGGUGCCUUAUCCUAGAAAUUGUCCAGCUGCACCUGAUUGUGAUUUGUAUAUUACACCUUCGAGUUGUUUGGGAUGGAAUGGACCAAUAGCUGCGUAUGGACCUCUGGGAACAUUAGGACCAUUGAGUCAUGAAGUACCUAGUCCUAGUGGAGCUUAUGCUCUCUUUCAGGAAUAUUUGGAAAUCUUGCUAGGUCCAUACUAUAAGGAAUAUAAUCCUCUUAUUUAUAAUUCGGAAAAUCCAUUGUCUGCUGAUGGGCCUCUAGGUGAUUCUUUCUAUAAUUUAAUGCCAUUGAUUAAUGAUUUUACUAAACACAUGCAAGGAUUGGGAGUUUGGUCAAUUAUGGGUCCUCUAGGUCCUUUGGGCCCUCUGGGUGGAUUAGGGCCAUUGGGACCAAUUGGAAUUCAUGGGUUUACUAGGAAUGAAAAUGGAGAUUAUGUAGAUUCAAAGGGAGUUAUUCAGAGAUUUGUCACUGUUGCAUGGGAUGAUAAAACGAAUGUGAGAUGGCCACUCUAUGAAGAUUACACAAAAAAUAGAGCGAUGCAAUUAAGUUCUCUUGGUCAAUUGGAUACCAGUUUUAUGGUUACAACAACUGGCUCACUUAACGCAGACGUUUAUGUUGUUAACGUUACAGAACCUCAAUAUGUUUCCGUAUUGGUAGUUCCAGAUAUUUAUGCCAAGAAUUUCAAGAUUCAAAUUACUGAAAAGAAGAGUAGAAAAGUAAUUGCCAAAUCAGGAAUUGAUACAAGCUAUUUGAAUCCUUGGGUUCAAUUCUAUGUGAGCCCUGAAAACUUACAAAAAGGAUCUCUCUUAUUUGAAAUUUCCAUUUCGGUAGAUCCUUCUGAUUGUGGAGCAUUGUCAGUAAUUCAAUGUUAUAUGAAUUAUUAUUUGCAUGUGGUUGGAAGUACAGCUCAAAUGUUGAGACGACCAAAUAUUACCUAUUCUGGGAAAUAUAUCAAGACAGUUUGCUUAAACCAUUAG
Messenger RNA from Naegleria gruberi, 1209 nucleotides. RefSeq lists its product as uncharacterized. The coding region runs from base 1 to 1209 and encodes 402 amino acids. NCBI's taxonomy places the organism in Eukaryota, Heterolobosea, Eutetramitea, Acrasida, Naegleriidae. The record is from RefSeq and is a predicted model, not a curated record. The transcript is spliced from 3 exons.